GCCCAACGUAUGAAAGCGCAGAUAGAUGUUGUUUCAUCAAAUUAUUAUAAAUCAAAAAACAUUUUGCCCUUUGAUGUCGGGCAGAAAUACCGGAAAUUCGUUCUUCGAAGGCAAUGCGCUUAGGAACGAUGUAGACUACCAGAAAAUACACGAUAUGGUAAAGCCGUACAAAGGAACAACAACACUUGCGUUUAUAUUCAAGGAAGGGAUUGCCAUAGCAGUAGACUCGCGUGCCACAUCGGGCAGUUACAUCGCAUCGCAAUCCGUUCACAAGGUGAUCCGGGUGAACAAAUAUCUGGUGAGCACGAUGGCUGGCGGUGCUGCAGAUUGCCUCUACUGGGAGAAGAGAAUGGGUGCAUUUGCGAAGCUCUAUGAGGUUACGAACGGCAGGAGAUUGCCUGUGCCAGCCGCUGUGAAUUAUUUGCGUAAUUGUGUAGUGGGUAAAAGUGGCCUUUCCAUUGGUACGAUGGUGUGUGGAUGGGACGAUAAUGGGCCAGAGAUUUACUACCUCGAUAACGAGGGCACAAUGGUAAAAGGAACGGUUUUCAGUGUUGGCAGUGGAUCCACAAUAGCUUAUGGCGUGUUAAAUACCAGUUAUAGGUAUGAUAUGAGUCGUGAUGAGGCUCUUAAGUUGGCGCGGGAUUCCAUUUUCUAUGCCACGUACCGUGAUGCGUAUUCUGGUGGUUCGUGCAAUUUGUAUUUUAUGGACAAUGAUGGGUGGCAGCAUGUUGGCCAGUACGAUGUUAAGGAUUUAUACGAGGAGUUGAUUGAAAAUAAAUGAUAUUGCAUCUGGU
Messenger RNA from Vavraia culicis subsp. floridensis, 794 nucleotides. RefSeq lists its product as uncharacterized. The record is from RefSeq and is a predicted model, not a curated record. Gene Ontology annotation, molecular function: threonine-type endopeptidase activity. The transcript has a single exon. Lineage: Eukaryota; Fungi; Microsporidia; Pleistophoridae. The coding region runs from base 26 to 781 and encodes 251 amino acids. Gene Ontology annotation, cellular component: proteasome core complex.